Messenger RNA from Tripterygium wilfordii, 1133 nucleotides. Its product is annotated as protein DEHYDRATION-INDUCED 19 homolog 3-like. The transcript is spliced from 5 exons. NCBI's taxonomy places the organism in Eukaryota, Viridiplantae, Streptophyta, Magnoliopsida, Celastrales, Celastraceae. The record is from RefSeq and is a predicted model, not a curated record. Bases 209 to 898 code for a protein of 229 amino acids.
ACGCAUCUCAAAGAAGUGAAGAACUGACGCUAAGACCUACCGUUUUUCAGCUUCAUCAUCGCCAUCAAUUCUUCCCCUUUUUUUGUUAAUUUAAUAAACUGGAUUUCUAUUGAAUUGGAUUGAAGAUCGAGCUUGAUCGAAUCGAUCGAGACAGAAAAGCACUAAUUUACGAAAAUAUCUUGGAUUGAGAUUUGAGAUAGGAGAAGCUAUGGAUGCUGACUCGAGGAGCGCUCGUCUCUCAUCGGCCUCAAAGCGGUAUCAAUCCGCUCUUCAAUCGCGAUCGGAUAUGUACAUGGUGUUUGAAGAAAUUGAUGGAGAUGAUGAUGUAAAGGAGGAGUUUCCAUGCCCUUUCUGUUCAGAGUAUUUUGACAUUGUUGGAUUGUCUUGCCACAUUGAUGAUGAGCAUCCUGUGGAGGCAAAGAAUGGGGAGGCUGUUUGUUUGCAGGUUUGUCCUGUAUGUGCAAUGAGGGUUGGGAUUGAUAUGGUUGCUCACAUAACGCUACAACAUGGGAAUAUAUUCAGGAUGCAGCGUAAGAGGAAAUCACGUAAAGGUGAGAAAGGUGGAUCUCAUUCGACACUUUCUUUGUUGAGGAAGGAACUGCGAGAAGGAAACCUACAAUCCCUAUUUGGGGGUUCCUCUUGUACAGUCUCAUCUAAUGCUGCACCAGACCCUUUGUUGUCUUCAUUUAUAUUGCCUGUGACUGAUAAUUACCCUAGCUCUCGGCCUUCUUUUAUUGCUGAAGCAAGCUCAGCCAAGAAAAGCUCAGAUCAGAACAAAUCAGAAGUAAAUGUCAAGGCAGCUCCACUGUCAAUCAAGGAUCAGGAUGAGAAGACAAAAAGAUGUGAGUUUGUACAAGGACUACUGCUUUCUACCAUGCUUCAUGAUACCUCCUUAUAAAGUGGACUCAUGCUACGCCGUCUACGUUGCAGAACUGGACUCCAAAGUUAGAAGAAUUGUUUGUACUUAGUAGUAUCCAUCAUGCUAAUGUAUUAAAUCAAGUAUUGAAUAAAGUUGUAGGAACAAGUGUAAUUUAUGUUGGGCUUAUAGACUGAAGCUUUUAGGCCUGAGGAGACUUUAUCCUAGUUUCAGAUGAUUGAUAAAUUUUAAAGAAAUAAAGGAGUAUUUUCUUUGA